Messenger RNA from Trypanosoma conorhini, 1194 nucleotides. RefSeq names its product casein kinase I. The coding region runs from base 1 to 1194 and encodes 397 amino acids. Lineage: Eukaryota; Euglenozoa; Kinetoplastea; Trypanosomatida; Trypanosomatidae. The transcript has a single exon. Gene Ontology annotation, molecular function: protein serine/threonine kinase activity; ATP binding. The record is from RefSeq and is a predicted model, not a curated record. Gene Ontology annotation, biological process: endocytosis; signal transduction; peptidyl-serine phosphorylation. Gene Ontology annotation, cellular component: cytoplasm; nucleus.
AUGCAGGAGGCGGCCAGUAGCACCGGCGAGCAAUGCUCAACGAAGCAAAGCUUGGCGCGUAGAGUGCGGCAGCUGAAGAUCGCGGAUGGGCGGUUUGUGCUGCUCCACCGCAUCGGCGGCGGCGCCUUCGGGGAGCUGUUCCAGGGCCUCGACACCCGCACCAACCUCCAGGUGGCGAUAAAGUUUGAGAGGCGCAAGGCCGUCUACCCGCAGCUGUCGUACGAGAGUAAGGUGUACCGGGUGCUGCACCACGGAACCAGCGACCCGGUGGGGAUCCCGCGGGUUUACUACUAUAGUCUGGAGAGCGACUACGGCGUCCUCGUGAUGGACCUCUGUGGCCCUUCACUGGAGGAUCUCUUCAACUACUGCGGCCGGCGCUUCUCGGUGAAGACGGUGUGCAUGUUGGCGGAUCAGAUACUGCAGCGGAUCCAGUUUCUGCACGAAAAAGGCUUUGUGCACCGGGACAUUAAACCUGAGAACUUUGUGUUUGGCAACGGAACGAAGGGGCACGUGCUGUACCUCAUUGACUUUGGCCUCAGCAAGGUGUACUGGAAUACGCGGAAGCAGACGCACAUCCCCUUCUGCGAGGGGAAGCCGCUGACUGGCACCGCGCGAUACUGUAGCACCUGGACCCACCGCGGCUAUGAGCAGAGCCGCCGCGACGACCUGGAGGCGGUCUGCUUCAUUCUUGUCUACUUCCUCGUGGGGUCGCUCCCCUGGCAGGGGCUGCCGACGCGGGACCCGCACCUGAAAACCAUCCGCAUCGGGGAAAAGAAGAUGAACACGUCGUCGGAGGAGCUCUGCGCGGGCCUGCCGCCGGAGCUCCUGCAGUACUGCAACUACUGCCGCGGGUUGCGGUUCACCGACACCCCCGACUACGCGCAUCUGCGGGAGCUCUUCGCGACGCUGGCGCGGCGGCAGUGCGGGGUGGCCUCAAACCCGACGCCCGACGCAGACGGUGUCUGGUGGGAGAGCGUCGUCGCCGUCACGGGCGCGAAGCCGUCGCCGUACGACUGGAUGUUUGACUGGUUUUUGAAGCGCGAGGCGGAGCUGGCAGAGUGGCGCAAGCGGCAGCACGCGCGGUGCCCCGGCGGCACGCCCCCCUCCGGCCCCGUGAUGCGUCGGCGGGACCACUCCCCUGCCGCGGGCGAGAACGGCGCCCAUGUCUUGUUUUGUGCGGCACCGCAGGACUAA